AUGGAGAAUCGAUUUAAUAGGAAUAUUUUGUCAUAUGGCCUAGAAACAUUCAAGAAUAUACAAGAUGGAAUGAUAUUAGUAUCAGGAAUGAAUGUUAUUGGAACUGAAACUGUUGUUAAUUUGAUUUUAUCGGGUUGCAACUGCGUUGGUAUUUACGAUAAUGACAUAAUAUCACCUAGUGAUGUAUCAAGUAACUUUUAUUUGACAAAUGAAGAUCUAGGAAAGCCAAAAUGCGAAAUUUUAAAAUCAAAAUUGAAUUAUUUAAAUCCAAAUUGCGAAAUAAUCAUUGAAACAUCAUUAGAUACUUCUGUAUUGACCAAAUAUAUGCUACUUGUCCAAACAAAACCACUUUUUCAUGAUGAAAUUACAAAAUUAAAUCAAAAAUGUCGAGAAAAUCAUAUAGGAUUCAUAUAUUCUGACUCUUAUUCAUAUCUCUCAUGCAUAUUUAUAGACUUUGGAGACGACUUUACCGUACAAAACAAGGAUGGAAGGGUUCCUUUCUCAUAUAAAAUUUCGAAAAUUACAAAAUCAAAUCCUGGCAUUGUAGAAUUUGCUGCUCCAAAAGAUUCAAUCAUUCCUAAAUCAUUUCAUGGCUAUUUCUCUCAUGUUCAAAGUGUUCCUGAGUUAAAUGAAAUCGAAUCUGUCGAAUUUACGAAGAUUUCUGGACGUAAAUACAAUAUUAUUGAUACAACCAAGUUCUCUAACUUUGAUGAAACAAAAGAUAACGGAUUUAUUACUCAAAUUAAAGAAAAAUCAAAAUUAAUUUUCAAAUCUUAUGAUGAAUCACUUGAAACUGUUCCACAAAUGAUUGUAAAUAAUGAAAGACAUAAAUGGGUUCGUAAUUUCUUCUUAAAUCGUCAAAAAUCACAACCAAUUUUGUUAUAUGACCAAGCAAUUGGAACUUUAAUAGGAGGAUUAUGUGCAAAUGAAGCUAUUAAGUAUUUAACACAUACUUAUAUGCCAAUUAAGAACCAAUGGUUUGUUUUUUGUUUGGAAAAUUUAUUUGAAUCGAAAUCUUAUGAAGAAGCAUGCGAAAAGUUUAAAGAAAUGAAUCCAGAAUUCAUAGAAUAUGAUUUUCUUAAGCCAAAGACUUUAGAUUUCUCAAAAGAAAAACUUUUAAUUUGUGGAAUUGGAGCAGUUGGUUGUACACUCUCCAAAAUUGCUUCUACAUAUAAUCCAGCAUUGAUGUCGUUGGUUGAUCGCGAUGAUAUUGAAAUUUCCAACUUAAAUCGACAAUUAUUAUUUUCUGACAAAGAUAUUAAGAAAAACAAAGCCGAAACAGCUAAAGAAAAGUUACUAGAGUAUAGAAGUAACUUAAAUAUUAAUACAUAUCCUAUUUAUAUUACAGAAAAAACAAAAUUAAAAUUCUUCAGUGACCAUACAACAGCUUUUGGCCUUGUUGACUCAUUUUCAGCAAGAGGACUGAUUGCAGGAAAUGCUGCCUUAGCUUCUAUCCCUUUCUUUACAGGAGGAUUGUCUCCUGGACAAGGAGACUUUGAAUGUAAAAUUCCUAACGUUACAAAUCAAUAUAUAAUUAGAUCUGAACCACAAACAACUAAAACUUGUACUUUGAGAAGCUUUCCUUAUAAGAAAGAACAUUGUAUCGAAUGGGCAACGGAAUUUCUCAUCAAAGUAAUCAAUUCUAGUGGAUAUAAGACAAUUGAUGAAUGCAUUGAUUACGCUAAGAACAAAUUCAGAUCAAAAUUUUACAUUUAUUGGCAAAAUAAUAUUAUUUUGCAUCCAAAAGACGAAAUAAGAAAUGGUGAACCUUACUGGUCAGGUACAAGGAUCUUUCCUAAAACAAUUAAGUAUGAUAAAACCAAUGAACUUCACAAAAAAUUUAUUAUUUCUCUGACAAAGCUUUUGGCAGCAGCAAGCAACAUUCCAUUGCCAACUGAUGAAGAUUUAAUGGCUAAGAUCAAUGAUAUUUCUAUAAUUUAUCCAACAGAUGAAGAAAUUUCGAAUCAUAAGAAGGAAUUAAAGGAAGUUUCCAAAGAAAAGCCCAAACGAACACAUAUGUUUGAUGAAUAUAAUAAGGAUCAGGUUGAUUUGCUCAUGUCUUCGAGUAAUCUCCGAUCAUUAAUUUUUAAUUUGCCAGAAAUCACAGAAAGUGACUGUAUUAAGUUUGCUGGUAAAAUAGUACCUGUUGUUUCUACUAUUAAUUCGAUCGUUUCAUCUAAUAUUUGGCUAAUUUACAUGGAUUAUCUUGCAAAUCCUGAUUUCGGAUACACUGGAACGUUCUAUUCCGAGAACUGUAGCAUUAGGUAUGCUAAACAGACAAGAUUGAAUAAUCCACGCAAGUUUGGAAACACAGAAAGGUUGUUUUACGGCUGGGAAUAUUUUAGAUUUGAUUCUAAAACAAAACUUGGUGAAGUUUUGCAAAAUUUGAAAGAACAACUCAAAUGUGGAAUUGAUUCAUGGGCUACACGAACAGGAACUCUUCCUUUGGAUAAGCCAGAUCUCACGUUUGAAGAUGUAAUUCAUCCAGACACUGAUUAUGCAAUUGUAGAACCACUUCCUGAAGGAGAUUUCGACUGUCCUUCAAUUUUAGUUACUUUCGAAUAA
Molecule: messenger RNA, 2565 nt
Organism: Trichomonas vaginalis G3
Lineage: Eukaryota; Parabasalia; Trichomonadida; Trichomonadidae
Product: ubiquitin-activating enzyme E1 family
Exons: 1
Coding region: 1-2565 (854 amino acids)
Biological process (GO): protein sumoylation
Cellular component (GO): SUMO activating enzyme complex; cytoplasm
Molecular function (GO): SUMO activating enzyme activity
Source: RefSeq, a predicted model, not a curated record